Molecule: messenger RNA, 3356 nt
Organism: Cynoglossus semilaevis (tongue sole)
Lineage: Eukaryota; Metazoa; Chordata; Actinopteri; Pleuronectiformes; Cynoglossidae
Gene: slc38a2
Product: solute carrier family 38 member 2
Exons: 16
Coding region: 172-1881 (569 amino acids)
Biological process (GO): amino acid transmembrane transport; L-glutamine transport
Cellular component (GO): plasma membrane
Molecular function (GO): L-glutamine transmembrane transporter activity
Source: RefSeq, a predicted model, not a curated record
GGGGUCCUUUACAUCGUCCUGCCGCUGUCACUGGUCAACCCCCCCACACACACACACACUUUAAACCCCACGUCACAUCAAAGGCUGUGAGGUCUUUAAUGUGGUCCUACCUCAGAAGGUUCCGCUCCAGCAGAACCAAGUUCGGUCAAGAACCUCCGUCCUCCUCCAGCGAUGCCAAAGCCGGAGUCAGGUGUCGUGGGGGGGGGGCAGCGUGGGAAGACACGGCUCGUUCCUGGAGACGAUGCGCUGCACGGUUCACCGUCACUUCUUUGUUACAGCUGUUUGUUCGCAGUAGCUGAAAAUCCGCCGCUUUGUUCUAGAAGUGGGAGAGAAAUGAACGAUGUCAGUAUGAAGGAGACAGUGACCAGAACUGAGAUGGACUUCCUGAACCAGUACCACGACGACGACAACGACAACAACAGCAGCAACAGUGUUGAGUGUACGUUUCCAGAACGGCCCGAGAAAGUUCCUCUGGGAAGUAACUGUCCUGAGUUAGACGCAGAGAGUCAGAAGUUCCUGCCUGACAGCAGCCUGGAGAAGAAGAAGUAUGAGACAGAAUAUCACCAGGGCAAUGCCUCCUUCGGCAUGUCCGUCUUCAACCUGGGCAACGCCAUCAUGGGCAGCGGGAUCCUGGGUCUGUCCUACGCCAUGGCCAACACGGGCAUCGCCCUCUUCGUGAUCCUCCUGGUGGCCGUGGCCAUCUUCUCCCUGUACUCUGUCCACCUGCUUUUGAAGACAGCCAACGAAGGAGGAGCGCUGGUUUACGAGCAGCUGGGCUACAAAGCCUUCGGGUUGCCGGGUAAAGUGGCCGCGUCCUUCUCCAUCACCAUGCAGAACAUCGGAGCCAUGUCCAGCUACCUCUACAUCGUCAAGUACGAGCUGCCCAUCGUCAUUAAAACGUUUGUUGGAGAAGGAAAUGGGGAGUGGUACACCAACGGAGACUACCUGGUGCUGCUGGUGUCGCUGGUCAUCAUCCUGCCUCUGUCCCUGCUCAAGAACCUAGGUUACCUUGGUUACACCAGCGGCCUGUCGCUGCUCUGCAUGGUGUUCUUCCUGAUAGUGGUCAUCAUCAAGAAGUUCCAGAUCCCGUGUCCUCUGCCUGAAGACGUCACCAACAACUCCACGAACACCAGCGCCGCCCUUCAUCCCAACAGCACCGUGGACUACAGUGAAGACUCGUGUACGCCCAAAUACUUCGUCUUCAACUCUCAGACGGUCUACGCCAUUCCCAUCCUGACCUUCGCCUUCGUGUGUCACCCGUCCAUCCUGCCCAUGUACGAGGAGCUCAAAGACCGUUCCCGUCGGAGGAUGCAGGGCGUGGCUAACGUCUCCUUCCUGGCCAUGUUCAUCAUGUACCUGCUGGCUGGACUCUUUGGAUAUCUGACCUUCAACGCCCACGUGGAGCCCGAGCUGCUGCACACCUACUCCAGGGUCUACAAGUACGACGUUCUCCUGAUGAUCGUCCGUCUGGCCGUGCUGUCUGCCGUCACCCUCACCGUCCCCGUGGUUCUGUUCCCAAUCCGUACCUCCAUCAACCAGCACGUGACCAAGUCCAAGGAGUUCAGCUGGAUCCGUCACAUCGUCAUCACCGUGGCUCUGCUGGCCGGGACCAACACCCUGGUCAUCCUGGUGCCCACCAUCAGGGACAUCUUCGGCUUCGUUGGAGCGUCUGCGGCGGCCAUGCUCAUCUUCAUCCUGCCCUCGGCCUUCUACAUCAAACUGGUCAAGAAGGAGUCCAUGAAGUCGAUGCAGAAGAUCGGGGCCGCUGCCUUCCUCCUGCUGGGCCUGGUGGUCAUGGUCUCCAGCAUGAGCCUCAUCAUCCUGGACUGGAUCCACAACGCCUCCGCCACUGAGGAGACGCCGGCCAACACUGGACACUGAUGGUCACACACUGGGGCUGCAGCCGGGGGGGGGGGCGCCUGUAGUGAAGAAGAAGAAAACACAGGAACUGACUUGAUGCUCGGCGCCCCCUUCCUGAGCGUCAGACUAUUGCCAUUCUGAGAGAAUGUAUUGAACCUUUGUACAGUUUGUUGUUUUCGGCCGUGACGACGACGACGACGGCGUUUCUUUUUUUUUCUCCUCUUUUUAUUGUAGAUUUUUCCGUUGUUAUUUUUUGCUCUUUGUAUUUUUUUGUAGUUGUCGGUACAGAUGAAACAAAUAUAUGAAGGUGCCUGAUCACAGACCGCCGCCCACUACAACACUCACGUGUGUGGCAGGAGCGUGGCUGUGAUGUCAGAUCAGUGAUGUCACUGAGGUCUUGUGGCCGUUGGAUUUGAACAUUAAUUUUAUUCCAACUUUUUUUUUUCAGUCCAAAUUUUGCCAAAUUUGUUUGUGAAACGUUGGUUUACUGAAAGCACUUACAGUUUAGCACACUUAAAAAAGUUGGAUUUGUCCGUUCUCACAGACACGGCGAGGAAAUCGCUGCCGCCGCUCAGUGUUCGUACCGAGGCUCCGUUAUGUUUCCUGUCGUGUCUGUUUUACUCAGAACCGCUGCGACACUGGAGGCCUCCGACACGAGGCCCACUCUAUUUACUCUUUUGUAAAAAAACAAACAACAAAAAAACAACGAAAACCUGCUGAAGAUAUCGUCAGAAGAACGCACGCCGCCGCGACCGUAACCUGAGGCUGCAGACCUUCAUUUCCUCCCCGACCUGUGACCUCUGACCUGGCGGGGAGGAAAUUUAGAAGAUGUUUUUCUUAAUGAAAGACUUUGAAUCUGACCACAUGCUGUGGUUCUAAUAAACCUGGAAGACUUGCAGAAAAAAAAAAGCCCUGGAACCAGAACUGUUCCUCAGUGCUGGCGCCCUCUGGAGACCAAACGUAGAAAAGAAACAAAGGCAGGUCUUUGAGUAUUGUUGCUCCGUGGUUGCACACACUCCUCCACAGUUUGACACUGAAGUGGAAGCCCUGACGUGGACUCUGCCCAGUACAGCUGUGCUUCCAACACUAAGUCAACGUCACCACCUGCUGUCAAAUCAAUGUAAUUUAAUCUAUUUUACUAUAUUUAUAUAAUACUGUAUGUACAUAUACAUGUAUAUCUAUAUUAUAUAUGAAUACCCUCUGUGUUGAACUGUAUAUAGGCUUCUGUUUUGUCCUUUUUUGAUUUUGAGCUGUAAAAACAAACAUGAAAAAAAGAAAAAACGGUGAAUUUGUAUCUCUGACUUUUGUCUCCGUUAAGACUGAAAGACUUGUUGACUUGUUGAAUCGUUUGAUUCUGUCUGAUCUGUUACAUCUAAACACUUUGGAGUCAGGGUCGCAGCAGUCGGGGCUCAGGAGCCCACUAGGGGGAGCCCACCAGUGUUACUCUUGUUUCAAUGAAACACUUCUAUUAUUGUCUCAAUAAAAAUCGACCAAAA